This is a messenger RNA of Trichoderma reesei QM6a, 1005 nucleotides long. RefSeq lists its product as uncharacterized. Gene Ontology annotation, molecular function: guanyl-nucleotide exchange factor activity. The record is from RefSeq and is a predicted model, not a curated record. The coding region runs from base 1 to 1005 and encodes 334 amino acids. The transcript has 3 exons. Gene Ontology annotation, cellular component: cytoplasm. NCBI's taxonomy places the organism in Eukaryota, Fungi, Ascomycota, Sordariomycetes, Hypocreales, Hypocreaceae.
AUGGAGCUUUUCGCAACAGGCUUCAACGCCUGGAACCAGCUCACUUUCACCAAAGGCAGCCCCCAAGAGGCCAUCCCAGAGGAACCAGAUGACCUCUUCGGCUUUACAAAAGUUCUCUCCGCCACAUCCAUUGAACGGCCAGUAUCGCGCCUCACUUACACCAUCGACGACCACCUCAUCCUCGCCGGCCAUGGCCCCUCGCAGCACAACCUCGAGCACCUCUACGCGUCCGCCGAAACCGCAACCGGCCAACUCCUCACCAUCAUCCAUGAAGAUGAAGAUGGCGACAUCAACAACAAGCUAGCCAAGCACGCCUCCCCAUCCUCCUGGUCAUCCGGCGCCAACCCAGACUCAACCUUCACCUGCCGACCCAAAGCAACCCAACUCGCCGCCUUCGACACCGGCUUCGUCAUCCUCCACUCCGACGGCACCGUCUCGACCUUUGGCGACCCUCGCUUUGAAGCUUGUCUUGGAAGAGACACCGAUCCGCCCAACCCCCCACCCGACCUUCCGGGCCCGGUACCCGAUCUCCACGAAAUCGCCUCCUCGGAGGACCCCAUCAAACACGUCACGGCAGGCGGCUCCGCCGUCGCGGCGCUGACGACCAGCGGCAGCGUCUACGUCUGGGGCUCGCGGACGCUCUCGUCGUCAUCAUCCUCAUCAUCAUCAUCAUCAUCAAAGACAGCGGAAAUAUCUCGUCAUCAUCGCCUAGGACAUGGCUUCACAGAACUCUCUGGUAUCCCAAACUACACGGAGAUUGAUGGCGGAAAGGAUGUCGUAGAUGUUGCCCUGGGGGAGGGCCAUGCCAUUGCGCUGACGGCUGAUGGGCUUGUGUAUGUCGUUGGCGAGAAUGCUAAUGGCCAGCUGGGAUUGGGCGAGGUUGGUAAGGGGGUGUCCGGCACAGAUGGAUGGCUCAAGCUUCGAUUCGAAGCUCCCGAGGGUUCCAAGAUUGUGGGAGUCGCGGCUGGCCCACGGUCGUCCUUUAUCCUUACAGCUAAGCUAUAG